Molecule: messenger RNA, 1728 nt
Organism: Sesamum indicum (sesame)
Lineage: Eukaryota; Viridiplantae; Streptophyta; Magnoliopsida; Lamiales; Pedaliaceae
Product: beta-glucosidase 12
Biological process (GO): carbohydrate metabolic process
Molecular function (GO): beta-glucosidase activity
Source: RefSeq, a predicted model, not a curated record
UGUCUCUGGCAUCUGAAAACAAGGAAAGCCAUGGCAGCUCAACGCGGCUGUAUCACUCUACAAGUUGUGCUAUUUCUGAUCAUUUGCUCAUCAUCUGCAAGCACAGGGUUCGGAUCAACAAACGACACUUUGCCGCAUUUCAGUCGUAGCAGCUUCCCCCAAGGCUUUGUAUUCGGAGCUGCUUCGUCUGCCUAUCAAUAUGAAGGCGCUGCGUCUGAAGGUGGGAGAGGACCAAGCAUAUGGGAUACUUACACCCACAAAUUUCCAGACAAAAUAGCUGACCGGAGCAACGCAGACGUGGCUGACAACUUCUAUCAUCUGUAUAAGGAGGACGUGAAGUUGAUAAAGCAUUUAGGAUUGAAUGCUUUCAGAAUGUCCAUUUCUUGGUCACGGAUAUUACCUCGUGGGAAGCUAAGUGGGGGAGUGAACAAGGAAGGAAUUGCCUUUUACAACAAUGUCUUCAACGAGCUCCUUGCAAAUGGUAUAAUCCCAUUUGUGACUCUAUUUCAUUGGGACCUUCCGCAAGCCCUAGAGGAUGAGUAUUUAGGCUUUCUAAGUCCUCGUAUUGUUGAUGAUUUUAAAGAUUUUGCGGAACUUUGCUUCAAGGAAUUUGGUGACCAUGUCAAGUACUGGGUCACAAUUAAUGAACCCUUUACGUACUCCAAUGGUGGCUAUGAUGGAGGCUUCAUCGGCAACCUAGCCCCUGGGAGGUGCUCCAAUAGGGCUAAUUGUGCCCAAGGGAAUUCAGCAACUGAGCCUUAUAUUGUCGCCCAUCACCUACUUCUUGCCCACGCAGCAGCUGCGAGAUUAUACAAGGAUAAGUAUCAGCCAAUUCAAAAGGGAGAAAUCGGAAUAGUUCUAGUGACUCAUUGGAUGGUACCAUAUUCAAGCAACCGACUCGAUGUUAGAGCAGCACGACGAGCUCUUGAUUUUAUGUAUGGAUGGUUCAUUAAUCCUUUAGUUUAUGGGGAAUAUCCAAGAACCAUGCAAUCCCUUGUGGGAAAUCGAUUGCCAAAGUUCACUAAGGAGCAGGCUGCAAUGCUAAAAGGAUCCUUUGAUUAUUUGGGAUUGAAUUAUUAUACUGGGAAUUAUGCAGCUCACAUUCUCUCUCGCACUGGGAAUAUCAGCAGCACUACGGACAAUAUGGCUCGCCUUUCAACUGAAAUCAAAGGGGUACCCAUCGGCAAACCAACUGGAGUGAGCAUUUUCUUUGUUUAUCCGAAAGGACUUCACGAUCUUCUAAUCUACACCAAGGAGAGAUACAACAAUCCGACCAUUUACAUCACAGAAACUGGUAUGGGUGACGCUAAUAAUGGUACCAUCAAACAUGCUAUUGAAGACCCCCUGAGAGUUAACUUCUACAAUGGGCAUCUUCGGGCGGUUCACCAAGCCAUCCAACAAGGUGUGAAUGUGAAGGGUUUCUUUGCAUGGUCGUUUUUGGACACAUUUGAAUGGGCAUCGGGUUACACCCAACGAUUCGGAAUUUGCUAUGUUGAUUUUAAAAAUAAACUUAAACGAAUUCCCAAAAGGUCAGCUAUUUGGAUCAAGAAUUUCUUGAAUGCAAAGUGAGAGGAGCAUAUGUAUAUUCAUGUAAUAAGAUCACCCAGUCGAGUGGUCGCCUCUGAAGCAUGUUUGGUUUGUGUGGUUGAUUUUUGGAUGAUGAUACGCAAUAAAUGGAUAUAUUUUCCAAUACUGACUGUUUGGUUGAAGGUUUUGAUUUCUGUGAUA